This is a messenger RNA of Dendrobium catenatum, 2079 nucleotides long. RefSeq names its product protein phosphatase 1 regulatory inhibitor subunit PPP1R8 homolog. Bases 267 to 1514 code for a protein of 415 amino acids. Gene Ontology annotation, molecular function: mRNA binding; protein binding. The transcript is spliced from 3 exons. The record is from RefSeq and is a predicted model, not a curated record. Lineage: Eukaryota; Viridiplantae; Streptophyta; Magnoliopsida; Asparagales; Orchidaceae.
AUUGUAAAAAAGCUGUUCAGGGGCUAACCUCGCAGCUACAAGGAAUAGCUAUCAUAUCGCUCCUGCUGCUGCUGCUGCUGCUGGCCUCUAGGAAUCUCUCUCCCUACUCCAUACUCACUGAAUGGAAACCCUAGAAUCGAAGUUAUCUCGGACUUAUUUUCGAUUCCAUUGCGAGGUUUAUCUUUCUGUUCCUUUGGGAGAAAUGGUCUAGCCUGGCUUAGUUUCUCGGAUGCUAAGUUUCCCUCAGUUUUGAAGAAGAUAAGGAGAUGUACAGAGGGGGUCUUGACAGAUUUAAGAAGGCCCAGUCUCUGGAGCCAUUCUCAGUGGCCCUCAAUUCUACUCCUAGUACUGCAUCUUCUAAAACAAACAAUCAAGUUCUAGCGCAGCCUAACCAUCAUGAGAACUCACUCCAGCAGAGCCAAUUGCCGCAUCAAAAACAUGGUGCAUCAAAGCCUGCGGCAGCUGAAGUUGCAGUUCCUGCUCAACCUGUUACUCAGGUUGGUGGAGGUCAGUCAACCUGGCAACCUCCAGAUUGGGCAAUAGAGCCCCGCUCAGGUUUUUAUUACCUAGAAGUGAUGAAAGAUGGAGAUGUCCUUGAUCGAAUCAAUUUAGAUAAGAAAAGGCACAUAUUUGGGAGACAGGUCCAUACUUGUGACUUUGUGUUAGAUCACCAAUCGGUUUCUCGACAGCAUGCUGCUGUUAUACCCCACAAGAAUGGAAGUAUUUAUGUGAUUGAUUUGGGUUCCGUUCAUGGUACAUUUGUUGGCAAUGAGAGGCUUAUUAAAGACACACCAGUUGAACUUGAAGUUGGGCAAUCUCUAAGAUUUGCUGCAUCCACACGAAGUUAUAUUCUGAGAAAGAAUGCUGCUGCUCUUUUUCCCACCCAAGCUGCUCCAACAGAAAUAGAUUUACCUUCUCCCCCAGACCCAUCUGAUGAAGAUGCUGUGGUUGCAUAUAAUACCAUUCUUAACCGCUACGGUCUUACUAAAUCAGACUUGUUAUCAAAAUCUGACACUGUUUCAAGUUUAACAGCUGCAGAUCAUCUCUCAUCAAGGCCCUCUAAAAGGAUUAGGAAAGCAAGGGUUACUUUUAAGGAUCAGAUUGGCGGUAACUUAGUUGAAGUUGUGGGGAUCUCAGAUGGUGUAGAUGUUGAAACUGAGCCUGGCCCUAUUGGUGUAAAAGAAGGAAGUCUUGUUGGAAAAUAUGAAUCUCUUGUUCAAGUCACUGUUAUUCCUAAAGGAAAGGAGCAUCUAUCGCAAAGGGAAGGUAGCAUUUCUCCCAAGGGUGUCACUGACAAGUUACAGCAGGUUUUGAACAAAGUCAAGAGCACUUCAAAAGUUGGGAUUUAUGAUGACAUUUAUGGUGAUUCCUUUUCUGGCAAGGUAGGUUCAUCUUGGGCAUACAAAAACGAUGAUAGAGAAGGAAAUGCAAACAAAAUUGCUGUUGGAAAGCCUUCCAGUGGAAAACCAAAUGAUGCUUCUGCUGAAGAUGAUGAUGAUCUGUUUGGUGACUAGAACUUUUUUUGCUAAAGUUCUGUUAAAAUGCUGUUCAAGGGAUUAUCGUUUUGGUGAUUCGUGUCGCGGAAGGAACCUGUUUUUUGGGUUCAAAUGGUUCUUUAUAAGUCCUGUCUAUUAAAGAAACUUUCUGGUCAUUCCAUGUGAUUGUUUCCUUGGAAUUUUGUGCAAUUAGUGAUGCCUGCAUUGGUUCCUAUAUUGUUCAUGUUUGUUACAGGCUAGUUGGGGUAAGGAAGAUGAUGAUGGUGCUUUGACCUGCAACUUUUCUCAAGAUUUUGUUUGAUCAACCUUUCAUCUCACCAAUGCUGCUCAAUAUUGGUGCUCCCCAUGAGGACACACUUGGCUUUCUAGAGAAUUUCUGAAAGUUAAUCAAAUAUCCAAGGCUGCUCAAUCCAGGAAUUGGCUUCCCUGCCUUAAGUAUAGUAGAUUGUAAAAUCUUAAGCAAGAGGGUGCUUAAAUGUGGAUGUAAGAUGAUUGGAUUUACAAUAACAUAAGAAUUUCAUGUUCCUAACUACUAUAAAAUUUUGUUUUUCAUUCUUGUUUAUUUAUUAAAAUGCUUAGUAAA